This is a messenger RNA of Loxodonta africana (African savanna elephant), 2894 nucleotides long. It is a transcript of the gene ITGB5, whose product is annotated as integrin subunit beta 5. The record is from RefSeq and is a predicted model, not a curated record. Gene Ontology annotation, molecular function: integrin binding. Gene Ontology annotation, biological process: cell-matrix adhesion; cell migration; cell adhesion mediated by integrin. The coding region runs from base 59 to 2461 and encodes 800 amino acids. Gene Ontology annotation, cellular component: cell surface; focal adhesion; integrin complex. NCBI's taxonomy places the organism in Eukaryota, Metazoa, Chordata, Mammalia, Proboscidea, Elephantidae. The transcript is spliced from 15 exons.
CGCACCGCCCCGCCGAGUCCGGCCCCCGGCGCCGCAGCUGAGGCCGGGCGCCCUCACCAUGCCGCGGGCUCCGGCGUCCCUGUACGCCUGCCUCCUCGGGCUCUGCACGCUCGUGCCCCGGCUCCCAGGUCUCAACAUAUGCACUAGGGGAAGUGCUACUUCGUGUGAAGAGUGUCUGCUCAUCCACCCACAAUGUGCCUGGUGCUCCGGAGAGGACUUUGGCAGCCCAAGAUCAGUCAUAUCCCGGUGUGACUUGAGGGAAAACCUCAUCAGGAACAGCUGUGGAGGUGAGCUUGAGAGCCCGGCCAGCAGCACCCAUGUCCUGCGGAGCCAGCCUCUCAGCAGCAAGGGCUCCAGCUCUGCGGGCUCAGAUGUCAUUCAGAUGACGCCACAGGAGGUGGCGGUGAACCUUCGGCCAGGUGACAAGACUACCUUUCAGCUGCAGGUUCGACAAGUGGAGGAUUAUCCUGUGGACUUGUACUACCUCAUGGACCUCUCCCUGUCCAUGAAGGAUGACUUGGACAACAUCCGAAACCUGGGCACCAAGCUCGCUGAGGAGAUGAGGAAGCUUACCAGCAAUUUCCGAUUGGGGUUUGGCUCUUUCGUAGACAAGAACAUCUCCCCUUUCUCCUAUACAGCGCCGAGGUACCAGAACAAUCCAUGCAUUGGUUACAAGUUAUUUCCAAACUGCGUCCCAUCCUUUGGGUUCCGCCAUCUGCUGCCUCUUACAGACAGAGUUGACAGCUUCAACGAGGAAGUACGGAAACAGAGGGUGUCCCGGAACCGAGAUGCCCCAGAGGGGGGCUUUGACGCAGUCCUCCAGGCAGCUGUCUGCAAGGAGAAGAUUGGUUGGCGAAAGGAUGCACUACACUUGCUGGUGUACACAACAGAUGACGUGCCACACAUCGCACUGGACGGAAAACUGGGCGGCCUGGUGCAGCCGCAUGAUGGCCAGUGCCACCUGAAUGAGGCCAACGAAUAUACCGCAUCCAACCAGAUGGACUAUCCAUCCCUUGCUUUGCUUGGAGAGAAGUUAGCAGAGAACAACAUCAACCUCAUCUUUGCAGUGACAAAAAACCAUUAUAUGCUCUACAAGAAUUUUACAGCCCUGAUACCUGGAACAACAGUGGAGAUUUUACAUGGAGACUCCAAAAAUAUCAUUCAGCUGAUUAUCAAUGCGUACAAUAGUAUUCGGUCUAAAGUGGAGCUGUCAGUCUGGGAUCAGCCUGAGGAUCUCAACCUCUUCUUCACUGCUACCUGCCAAGACGGUGUAUCCUACCCUGGUCAGAGGAAGUGUGAAGGCCUCAAAAUCGGGGACACGGCGACCUUUGAUGUGUCAGUGGAGGCCCGGAGCUGCCCCGGCAGACAGGUGGAGCAGAGGUUCACCCUGCGGCCCGUGGGGUUCCGGGACACCCUGGAGGUGGGGGUCGCCUACAGCUGCACGUGUGGCUGCAGCGCCCGGCUGGAGCCAGACAGCACCAGAUGCAGCGGCAAUGGGACUUACGUUUGCGGCCUGUGCGAGUGCAACCCCGGCUACCUGGGCACCAGGUGCGAGUGCCAGGAAGGGGAGAACCAGAGCGGGUACCAGAACCUGUGCCGGGAGGCCGAGGGGAAGCCCCUGUGCAGUGGGCGCGGGGAGUGCAGCUGCAACCAGUGCUCCUGCUUUGAGAGCGAGUUCGGGAAGAUCUACGGGCCUUUCUGUGAGUGCGACAACUUCUCCUGUGCCAGGAACAAGGGAGUCCUCUGCUCAGGCCACGGCGAGUGCCACUGUGGAGAGUGCAGGUGCCACGCAGGUUACAUCGGGGACAACUGUAACUGCUCGACGGGCAUCAGCUCGUGCCAGGCCAAGGACGGCCAGAUCUGCAGCGACCGUGGGCACUGCGUCUGUGGGCAGUGCCAGUGCACGGAGCCGGGAGCCUUUGGGGAGACGUGUGAGAAGUGCCCGACCUGCCCCGAUGCCUGCAGUACUAAGAGAGAUUGUGUCGAGUGCUUGCUGCUUCACUCAGGGAAACCAGCUGGCAACCAGACGUGCCACAACUAUUGCAAGGAUGAGGUGAUCACGUGGGUGGACACCAUUGUGAAAGAUGACCAGGAAGCUGUGCUUUGUUUCUACAAAACUGCCCAAGACUGUGUCAUGAUGUUCACCUAUACGGAGCUCCCCAGUGGGAAGACCAACCUGACGGUCCUCAAGGAGCCAGAGUGUGGAUCUGCACCCAACGCCAUGACUAUCCUGCUGGCCGUGGUUGGCAGUAUCCUCCUGAUUGGGAUUGCGCUCCUGGCCAUCUGGAAGCUGCUCGUCACCAUCCACGACCGAAGAGAGUUUGCAAAGUUCCAGAGUGAGCGAUCCAGGGCCCGCUAUGAAAUGGCUUCAAACCCUCUGUAUAGAAAGCCCAUCUCCACACACACCGUGGACUUCACCUUCAACAAGUUCAACAAGUCCUACAAUGGCACGGUGGACUGACGUCUCCUGCUCCUCAGAGGCGUGGAGGGGCAUGAACUAAAAAGUCAAAAACUGCAAUGCUCCGGACAAAUGCUUGACUCCAUCCCGGCUCCCUAAGGAGGAAAGUACAGAGAGGCCCUUCAAGUGAGCCUGGGUGAGGAGCCUGCGCAGGAGUGCCUGGCCUGCCACCUGGCCGCUGGGCCCGGCCAUGCGAGGCUGGCCUCCUCUCCGAGCCGGGAACAAGAGGACCUUGGCGCUCGGCUUUCCCACCUUGUCCUGCUGUGUCCCAAUGAACUGCUGAGGUGCUGGGCUGCCUUCCCUCCCAGGAGGGCGGGCCCUCCAGCCUGGCCAGAGGGGGCGGCUAUUGGCAAGUGUCAGAGAGUGUAACACCAACACACAGUCUGGCUGUUUCACAGUGAUCGUUUUUUUAUGAAAUAAAAAGCUCGUGCAUCUA